AUGUCUAUAGAUGCAGGGCAGAGGAUGGGAAAACGGGGGGCACCACAGACUUUGAGGUUGGGUGUUGUGCUGCUUCUGGUCUUGCUCGCCGCCCUCACACUGACGCUGCCGGGCACCGAGGCAGGCGUGGGAGCGAAGGUUGUCUAUAGGCUCUCUGUGAUGAAGGGUAGAAUUGUCUCAGAGGAGCGUGUGUAUUGCAACGACACGCGUUUAGGUAGCGAGGUGAAAGAGAGUCGGUGCGCCAACGGCGUGGGUCGGCUGCAGCGCGACCCGCUCCUCGUCGAUCUCCGCGCCCCGCCGGGCAUCAGCCGCAGCUUUGACCCCCUCCUCCUCGUCGCGGUGUCGGUGAGCGACUGCGUGAAGAGCUGCGUCAACGGAGGCUGGUGCUUCAAGGGAGACGACGAGGAGCCGAGCGGUGACGGCACCAGUGCCCCACCCGUGCUGGGGCUGCACGUGGGUUCGCCCUGCUGCGGGGAAGGCUACGUGUCGUAUGUGCUGGAUGUCCCCUCACGCACGAUAACGCAGUACGAGGGGCCGUUGCCGCGCUUUUCACGAAACUCAGUGUUUGACUGCCAAGUGUGGCAAAUAAACCAGGUGCCGUACGCAAUUGAUCAAGGCGGCCUCAUAUUCCCUGUGGAACUGUUCUUCUGUGAGGUUCCCGUGUCCAACGUCGUCAGCGAGCUCGACGACAGCACCCUGGUGGGGCUGCUGCAGGCGGAGAUAAGCAUGACAGAGUCCGUCGACGGCAUCCGCUUCCCUCGUGAGGCGCUCAUUGGCAUCUCUGGGUGGAUUGUCAGCGAGCCCCACUCGGGAAAGACGCUGCGCGAUGCUGGCCUCUGCUACUUCAGCAAGGACGCGGCAGGCGGCGGGAUGGCGGAGGAGGAGCAGCUUGUCUGCCGGUUGCCCAACGGGCUCAGGGGCUUCUUGCCGGUGUUGAAAAUUGUCGUCAAAGUCUGCAUCGAGAGCACCCAAAUACACUUUGUGGACUCCGCCAUCUUUGUCGACCUCAACCAGAUGGUCGAUGCGGAGGGGUAUUUGCGCCUCAACUCCUCCGGUUCCUUAAGCGCCGCGCUGGAAAAGUCCAAUGACGGCGCGCCGUUGCCAAAAGUGGUGAUUGGGGUGCUCUUCCUGCGGGACCUGGCUAUUUACUUCUCACGCAACUCUGACCCGGAGAUGCCGACAUUUGGGAUGCCGGUAGUAAAAAUGGCGGCGUCGAAUUUCAACUCGGAUGGCCGCAUCCCGGGAAUGAAUGCGUCACGCAAGGAAUCCAUGGCGUGUGCCCUGCCGAAGAAGUGUGGGAAGGGCGAAUUCUACUUUGAGAGUAUCAACCGCUGCGGCAUCUCACCCAAUUGCGGUCGCUUUCUUCCGUACCGGUACAACCCAAAUACUCUUCGCUGCGAGGCCAAUAUAAAACUGAUUCUGGCUGUGGCUGUGCUGGGCGCUCUCUUCAUUCUGACGGAUGUGGCGGUGCUGAUGAUGCGGCGUAACGUGGGGAAGCUGCUGCGGAGUGCUGCGGAGGAGGAGCUGGCGCAUAAUUUGCGGUGA
Molecule: messenger RNA, 1545 nt
Organism: Trypanosoma conorhini
Lineage: Eukaryota; Euglenozoa; Kinetoplastea; Trypanosomatida; Trypanosomatidae
Exons: 1
Coding region: 1-1545 (514 amino acids)
Source: RefSeq, a predicted model, not a curated record